Aspergillus campestris IBT 28561 is the source of this 1045-nucleotide messenger RNA. Its product is annotated as retropepsin-like aspartic protease. The transcript is spliced from 2 exons. NCBI's taxonomy places the organism in Eukaryota, Fungi, Ascomycota, Eurotiomycetes, Eurotiales, Aspergillaceae. The record is from RefSeq and is a predicted model, not a curated record. The coding region runs from base 170 to 727 and encodes 185 amino acids.
AGCUUCCCUCAUCCGACAUCAUCGACACAUCGACAUCCCCGAAUCCUCGGCCAUUGCAGCCAACAUUGCAGAACCGCGCUAGCUGUCCAACCUGAAUGCCCAUUUUCUCGCAUUGCAUGUGGAUGCUCGAUCUCAUAGACACACCUGCAUUCCAUCCGGCGGAAGAUAAAUGACGGUUCCCCCGGGGGCGGGCGGUGACGGUGGUGAAUCCGCGAUCCAUCUUCCGGCACCAUCAACAAGAGAAAGAUGGCGACGACGCCAGUCUCGCGUGUCCGACCCCCUCCGCAAGAUCCUCGACGUCUUCAAACCCGGCGAUCGUCGCGACCGCGACCGAUCGAACGCUGGCUCGACGCUGUUGAUUUACCCGCCCCCCGACACUACGGAGGAAUGGCAGAUCCCGGGUCGCUUGCUCGACGUCGAUAAUAACACUAUUCCGGUCAUCAUCGCUCUCGACACUCAAUCUGAGAAGGACCUUAUCUCGUCCGAGCUUCAGACGCGGUUGCACCACGAGUUAAAGCCGUGCGGUGACCAUGAGCGGAUCAUUACCCUUCACACUGACCCAACCCCUGUGCAUGGAGUGCUCGAGAACAUCAAAUGGCAAGGCGUGCCCGGGCAAAAGACCUAUGUGUCCGACUUCCGCGUGGUUCACACCGAUCAUUUCGAUGUCAUUAUUGGAAAACAUACCAUCAACAAGUAUCGUUUGGUCGAGUGGAAUCUGGACAUGUGAGAGCGGUGGAAGGAAGGCGCUGAACCUGGGUAAGUCAUUGGUUAUAUAUCGGUGUUGGUUAUACACCAUCUUUGGCAGAGUUGCACCCGGCGGACUGUCUAGUUCCGCACGGUAUAUAUAUGGCGUUGUCCAAUCCACGAGACAUGGAUUUAUGGAAGCUUUAUGAUUAUGAGGAUGCGGAUUGUCAAGCAAGGAGUAUUAUAGCUGGUGCUUUUGGCGUUGGGAUGAUUUAUGUUUAUAAACAAUCAACUAUAUCGAUCUACGGAUCGGAGGAGGUCGUGGACAACAGUCGCGACCUAUCGUGUUCACUCCUUGUUG